Molecule: messenger RNA, 3449 nt
Organism: Gossypium arboreum
Lineage: Eukaryota; Viridiplantae; Streptophyta; Magnoliopsida; Malvales; Malvaceae
Product: protein BREAST CANCER SUSCEPTIBILITY 1 homolog
Exons: 15
Coding region: 73-3138 (1021 amino acids)
Biological process (GO): double-strand break repair via homologous recombination; negative regulation of fatty acid biosynthetic process; positive regulation of transcription by RNA polymerase II
Cellular component (GO): BRCA1-BARD1 complex; BRCA1-A complex; plasma membrane
Molecular function (GO): ubiquitin-protein transferase activity
Source: RefSeq, a predicted model, not a curated record
CUCGGUUGGGUUCAUUUUCAAUUAUUGUUUGUGAGACCGGUAAAAUUAAAUAAUACAGUAGGAUUUGAGGAAAUGAAAAGAAUGAAAAAGGGCGGCCACGGCUAUGGAAGAAGAAAGGACAAUUCAUUUCCAAAAAUGGGGGAUCCAAGUCACCUCGAGAAAAUGGGCAGGGAGCUGAAAUGCCCCAUUUGCUUGAGUCUUUUGAACUCUGCCGUUUCGCUCACUUGCAACCAUGUAUUCUGCAAUGUCUGUAUUUUGAAAUCAAUGAAAUCGGGUUCCGAUUGUCCCGUCUGUAAAGUACCCUGCCGGCGUCGAGAGGUUCGUCCAGCCCCUCACAUGGAUAACUUGGUUAGCAUCUACAAAAGCAUGGAAGUUGCUUCAGAUUUCAAUAUAUUUGUCACUCAGGACGUGCCUCUGGACACUUCAGCAGAUUCCCGAAAGCGAGUUAAAAAUGAUCUCAAUUGUUGUGAAAGAGUGGAUAAUCGGGGAGCAAACAAAGGAAAAGGAUCAAGGGAGGCUAAAUCAACGGAAACUUCUGAUCCCAUUUCUGUGAAGCCUUCUUUUCCAACUAACAAAAGGGUUCAGGUGCCACAAUAUCCCCUUUCAGAAACACCCAUGCUGCCUGAAAAGAAUCGAGGUGAAUUGAUUGAAAUCAUCAAGGAUGAAUCUAAAAUGAGUUCAGAUAUUCUGAAGGAGAACAAUCUAGGAGAAAAGGGGGAACAAAUACUUUCGCCCUUUUUCUGGUUGAGGGAGGAGGAUGUAGAAAGGCCAAGUCAGCUUAGUGAUGGGGAUCAAUGUGUGUACGUAUCACCACCUGGACUUCCUUCUUUCAGUGAUAUGAAGGAUUCUGAUGAUGAAGGCUUUUCUAAGGAGGAGGUGCAUGGAAACCGCGACCAUCUGAAUCUUUUUGAUAAUGAAAUGUUUGAAUGGACACAGGGAGCUUGUUCUCCAGAACUUCUUUCAAGUCCUGUUAAAAUGCAGGUUGCAGACACCUAUGAACCUGCAUCACAGGGUGCAAAUACAGCUGAGCCCUCUAAUAAUGGCACAUGCAUGAUAACAGGACAUGAUGCUUCGGAGGAGAUGCUGCCUAAUAUAGAAUCUUUCAGAAUCCAGUGUGUUAGUAGUAAUAAGAUCAGGAGUUGUAAAUCCAAGGAGUUGGGUAAGAAACAGAGAAAGACUGCCCAAAAGAAUAUAGCUGACAGAACUAGCAGUCAUAUUUCUGGAGAUCAUGUCAAUUUGGGAAAAGGGUCUGAAGAUUUUAAUAAAAAACAAAAAGACGACUGUAGUAGUUCUUCAUAUUUGGCUAAGACUAGGAAAAAUUGUAAGGUGGCUGGUUUGGAUCACCAUGUAACUGAACCAAUGGCAUCACAUUUUUCUGCCAAAACUCCUAAACAGGAAGACACACCAUUGGCUGCCAUAGUGGGUAUGGGGAAAUGUGGUGAUGAAAAUGAGAAUUUGAGGAUGGUAAAACGUUGCAGGAAGAUCACUGCCCAGUGCGAAAAGAAAUCUUGUUCAAAGUUGAAGAAACAAAAGCUAAGUUUGGCUAAGGUUGAUACCCCUAAAGAAGUUUCAACCAUUUGUGAGCAGAAAAAUGAAUAUAUGAUUCAACAGAAGUCUUCACUUCCCGUUCCCUUAGCUCAUGACAAUGCUGCUGAGCAGUUCAGAAAAGGAUUGAGUAAACAUACUAGAGAAGUAAAGUUGGCUCCGACUUUGAAAAGUGAAAAAAACUCGGGUUGUAAGAAAAAGAUUAAAGUUUCUUUUAGUGAUGACAUGAAAAGUGGGUUGGCUGAAGACCAACAGCAGCGGGGAGGAAAUGCUAAUAUUUCUCUAGAGAGACUAAGUGAAAAGGUUCAUGGGAGAACCACUGUUGGAAUUUCAGAGAGCUCAACAGCAAAGAAGUUGCCUCCAGCUAAUGGAGUGGCACUGCAUAAAUGUGAGACCAUUACAAUUAAAAUACAAUGUGCUUUCUGUCUUUCUAUGGAAGAAACUGAGGCUUCUGGAGAGAUGGUUCAUUACUAUGAAGGCAGUUCUGUUCCUCUAGAUUACAAUGGUGGCUCUAAGGUCAUACAUUCACACAAGAACUGCACUGAAUGGGCCCCUAAUGUUUAUUUUGAAAAUGACAAGGCAAUCAACCUUGAGGCUGAACUCUCCAGAAGUCAAAAAAUAAAAUGCUCCUGUUGUGGACUCAAAGGUGCAGCAUUGGGCUGUUAUGAAAAAAGUUGUCGAAAGAGUUUCCAUGUUCCCUGUGCAAAACUAGUCUCACAAUGCCGGUGGGAUACUGAUAACUUUGUAAUUUUAUGUCCUCUCCAUGCCUCCUCUAAGUUGCCUAACGAAAAGUCAGAGUCCCAAGGAAUCCGAAAAAGAUGCAAUUUAAGAGGACAGUUGCCGAUACGCCACAAUGAAAUUCCUAUAAAUGAUGAAGUUAGUGUGCAGAAGAAAUGGAAUCCUUGUGAAUCACGCAACAAAUUGGUUCUCUGUUGCUCAGGUCUCACAGUUGAGGAAAAGGAAAUCAUGUCUGAAUUUGAGAAAUUAGCUGGUGUGACAGUGUUGAAGAGAUGGGAUUCAAAUAUUACCCAUAUCAUUGCAUCCACCGAUAAAAAUGGAGCAUGCAAAAGAACCCUUAAAAUUUUAAUGGGUAUCUUGGAGGGGAAGUGGAUACUGAAUAUAAAGUGGGUCAAAGCUUGCAUCAAAGCCAUGAAACUUGUUGAUGAGUUGCAAUAUGAAAUAACUAUUGAUGUUCAUGGAAUCAGGGAUGGUCCCCGACUUGGAAGGCUGAGACUCCAGAAUAAGCAACCAAAGCUUUUUGAUGGGUGUAAGUUCUAUAUAAUGGGGGAUUUUGAACCUUCCUAUAAGGGAGAUCUACAGGAUGUUUUAAUCGCAGCAGGAGGUACCAUUCUGCAUAGAAAACCCAUAUCAGGUGAUCCGGGAGCCCCAUUAUUGGGUUCCUCUGCAUUUCCAAUCUUCAUAAUUUAUAGCGUCGAGUUGCCUGUCAAGUGUGACCCCAGCAAGAAGCACAUGAUUUUAAGCCGCAGGCAAUUAAAUGCGGAAGCUCUGGCAAGUUCAACAGGAGCCAAAGCAGUAAGCAAUUCUUGGGUUUUGAGCUCCAUAUCUGCAUGCAAAUUGAGUCUUGGCGAAUAAUGAUACAGAUUAUAGAACGUCCCUUUCCUUGUAUGUCUAAGCAGUUCUAUAAUUUGUAUCUUAUGUUUAAAUAUGGCUUAUUCCAGCAAUAGGUUUUAUAUUUUAUCGAUAGCUUUGGCUGCAAGUAUGAUCACUUGUACCUGUUGGGCUAUUUUACGGACAGUUUACUCUUGUAUUGUGUAAGGCGCAGCAGGCAACUAAAGAAGCGGAAUUGUUUUCUGCGCAUCCAGUACGUGAACUUGAUUUUUUUUUUUUUUCACUUUUGUGUCUAAGUUUUUUUUUUUUAAUUUGGUAUUUAAAUGACUUUUUAA